CGGGACACCCCCGGGCAUCGGGACACCGGCACCGGGACACGCAGGGACACCGGCACCGGGACAACCCCGAGCACCGGGACACCGCCGAGCACCGGGACAGCAGCAGCAGCCCCGAGCACCGGCACCGGGACCCCGUCCCCCCCCCUCGCUCCCCUCCUCCUGCACUCCACCCCCAGCCCCGAGCCACCGCCGCGCAGCGCCCCGGGAGCAGCACCGGGACAUCGGGCACCGGCACCGGAGCACCCCCGGGUACCGGCACCGAGACACCCCCGGUACCGGCACCGAGACACCCCCGGGAACCGGGACCGAGACACCCCCGGGAACCGGGACCGGAGUUUCCCCGAGCACCGGGACCGAGGCACCGCCGGUACCGGCACCGAAGCCCCCCCCUCCCCCCGGGCUCAGACCGCCGGGCUGCGAUGCUUCCCGGUGCGGGCCCCCUCGCCUUCCUCCUCCGGUGCCUGCUGCUCCUCUUCGCCUCCGAGAGCCGAGCCCGGGCUCGGCCGGAUAUGUUCUGUGACUUCAGCGGCAAGAAGUACAGCCCAGGAGAGAGCUGGCACCCCUACCUGGAGCCCCAGGGACUGAUGUACUGCAUCCGCUGCAGCUGCUCCGAGAAUGGGAACACCAGGUGCUAUCGGAUCCAGUGCCCGGCUCUGCAGUGCGCCAGCCCCGUCACGGACCCCCAGCAGUGCUGCCCGCGGUGCCUGGAGCCAAACUCCCCCUCUGGCCUCCGGGCGCCUGCCAAGUCCUGCCAGUACAAUGGGACGACGUACCAGCAAGGCGAGAUGUUCACCACCAGUGAGCUCUUCCCCAGUCGCCAGCCCAACCAGUGUGUGCAGUGCAGCUGCUCCGAAGGCCAGAUUUACUGCGGCUUGGUGACCUGCCCGGAGCUGCUGUGCUCCUCUCCUCUAACAGUGCCGGACUCCUGCUGCCAGGUCUGCAAAGACGGCUCAUACGAGAAGUCCGCGGAAGAGGAACCCCUGCAGUUAAACAGAGGUGUUAGGCACUCGCAAGACCAGUGCUCGGGGGAAGCAAUGGGCAGGAAGCCCCUCGGAGCCACCGCGUCCACCGUUCUCAGCUCCUCCCUGGAGUUCAUUCCCAGGAGCUUCAAACCCAAGGGGGGAGGUGGCACCACCGUGAAGAUCGUCUUGAAGGAGAAGCACAAGAAAGCUUGUGUUUACAACGGGAAGACCUACUCCCACGGGGAAGUGUGGCACCCCGUCUUCCGGCUCUACGGCCUCCUGCCCUGCAUCCUGUGCACUUGCAGGGACGGUGUCCAGGACUGCCAGAAGAUCUCGUGCCCCAAGGAGUAUCCCUGCGACUAUCCCGAGAAAGUGGACGGGAAAUGCUGUAAAAUAUGUCCAGAAACCAGAGUCAAACCCACCGAUGAAAUCGUCACUGCCCAGUGCGGCAAGAACCCCAACCGCGUCCUGGUGUACAUGUUUGUGCCACCGAGCUCCGAGACCUCCAAGGAGGUCCUGAGGACAAUCGCAAUCGAGAAGGAGCCCUCUGAAGAGGUGGAAAUUUAUAACUGGAAGCUGAUUAAAGAGGGAAGUGUUACUAUUGGGAAAGAGCAUGAGCUCAGUCACAUAUGGAUUCCACCUCUCCAUGGUCCAUCACUCUACCAACAGAGCAGCGUGUGUGGAGAAAAGAGCCUGCAAGGCACGCCUGGAGCCCGUCCAUCUGCCUUUGUACGGGCUCACCAAACCUACGUGGCCUCCUCCGUUCCUCUGCUGGGUCGGUGCCUCCAUGGGGCAGGACUCAGCAGGAGAAGCUGGCAGCAAUGCCCAGCCCAAAGCUUUGCCCGGCUCGCACGGGUCAUGGUGGGGGUACCCCGCAUUUUUAGGGGUCGGGGGUUUUGAAACGUGACUUUCUGAUGUUUUGGAGAAGGAAUUUAGAGGAGAAGACAAAAAAGGAAUGGAUGGGAUCGGCGUGGUUCAGAGAUUCUGUUGUCUGCUGCCUCGUGGAUGCCUGGGCAUGGAGGUGCAAAACCCCCAGGACCUUUUCCCAUGUUCACCCUGCCAGGCUGUGCAUUAGGCAAUGCCCAAAAGAUUCCUUUCUAUCUGAAACCC
Oxyura jamaicensis (ruddy duck) is the source of this 2072-nucleotide messenger RNA. RefSeq names its product chordin like 2 (gene CHRDL2). Gene Ontology annotation, molecular function: protein binding. NCBI's taxonomy places the organism in Eukaryota, Metazoa, Chordata, Aves, Anseriformes, Anatidae. The coding region runs from base 420 to 1862 and encodes 480 amino acids. The record is from RefSeq and is a predicted model, not a curated record. The transcript has 10 exons.